AUGUGGGGUUUAUGAAUUAUAUCUCUCUCAAUUCUUCUUACAAAAUCUCAAUUAAUUGUUGAUAUAAUUGUAAGCUCUUUUAAAGAUUCACAACUAGCUUCAAAUUUUACGGCUUUGGUGCAACAAAAUUUUCAAGAUCGAUUUUCAUUUAAUUUAGUUCCCAUUGGAAACAUUUGGGAUAUUGAAAAUCUUGUGGAUAUUCCAGAUAUACCUGACGAAAUACAUUAUCAGGCACACAUAUUCUUAUUUAUCAAAUUGAGCAGAAGCAUUUUGGAAAGCCAAUUUCAUAAUUACAAAUCAAUAUGUAUUAUAUGUUUUCUAAUAUGAUAGUUUGCCUGGCAAUUCAAAAAUGGAAAACUCAGCUCGCCAAGCUGCACAGCUAAUAUAAGUCGUUUAAUCAAUAUAAAUGUGAGGUCUAUAUAAUUUUUGAUAUGACUUUUAGCACUUCUUUUUCAAAAUCAAUAAUGCAGCUUGCCGAAGAAAAACAUAUAAUUUUAGUUAAAACUAGUAAGCCAGCUAGUAUAUAUUCCAAUUGGGAAUUUUUUACUCACAAUUCAUGGGAAAACAAAAUUGAAGCUUUAUCAAGUGUCCUUUUGUAUUUAAAUUGGACAACUUUUAUAGUGAUUUCUGAUGAAAUUUAUAUUCAAGAUAAUUAUUUUUCAAAAAAAGAUUGCCAAUGAUUUUAUUUCUCAAAUAGCAACAAUAAAAAUUCCGCAGAUCUAUUUAUAGGAAAACAAAUUCAGCCUACUGGGGUUAGAAAUAUCGUGAUAUUGAAUAAAGGAGAAAGCACAAGAAUGCUUUUGCAAAGUUUAGGAGAGCAUAAUUUUCUUACUAAUGGGACUGGGGUAUUGGUAGGAAAUGAAGGUUCAUGAAAUUUAUAUGGAAAUGGAGUCAUUUCUUAUACAGAAUCAGGAUUAGAAAAUGCUGAUAGUUAUUAUAGUUAUGAAGGCUUAGCACUUAUAAAAUUUUUAAAUUUGGUUCUUGAAUGCCCUUCAGGGUCGGGUCCUUUAGAUUUGGUUGAAUUUUUAGAUAAAAAUACAGUUGAUCAUCAUCCUAUAUCUAACUUUACUUUAUUGAAUUUCAAGAAUAAUGAAAAGAUUAUAGCAGGGAAUAUUUUUAACGGAAAUUUGACCAUUUCAAAGUCUUUAAAUUUUCCAGGAGAUUCUUCAAUAAUUCCAAACUCUCCUACUACGGAUGUAAAUAUAUGAAUUGCAGAUGGAACAACAAAUCCAGGAGCUGAUCCUGAACUAUUGGCAACAACUGUGACAUAUGCCGAGUUUUAUGCAUUAAGCUAUUGAAACAGUAUACAUGCCUUACUUUCCUGAGCUAGCAAAACUGUUGUAAAAUAAGUAUUUUUCUAUAAAUUAAACCCCACCAAACGUUUUUAUAUAUAAACAAUGAUCAUUAAAAGAAAUCUCUGGCUGCUUUUUUAAAUUACAAAUAGCUUGUUUUAUGAACGUUAAUUUUAUGAAUUAAAUUAGUUUUUACGUUGAGAGGGAGCUAGAUGGCUUUGAAAUCACAGUUACGGACACAGACUGUGGGGUAACAAUAUACAAUGCAGAUUAUGCGUAUUCUUGCUUUUCUAAAUUACUUGAAACCCCUGGAGUUGGAUAUUUAACCUCUCUUUAUCCAUGGAUGACUAUUGGCUAUAUUUAUACAUUAUAUUAUAUCAAGAUUAAUCUUCCUCUCGUUUAGAGUCCAAUACCAUGUCAUCUGCCUGAGCUUCCCUUCCUGCUUCUGAGUUCCCCCGAUCCACUGUCAUAUAAGGCACCGCGCGCGUUCGCCUCUGAAUUGUCGAUAGGCUUCGAGUGUUCGAUUUUUGUCCUUCUGGCUCAAACAGAAACCAACUUGGGUCCUUCAGGCCCCUAAAGAUUCCAAUCUCUGCACCUGGGUUGGUGGUAUCCUUCCAGUCCCUAAAGGGGCAGGAUUCCUGUGCUACACAUCGCAGGUUUUUAAAGCCCUGUCAUAAUCAGGAUAAAUUCGCUGGGGAAGCUAAGCCUCGCAAUCAUAAAAUGCAAAAGAGAGAAUUUUCGCUUGCGACCAGAAAUUUCGAAUGACGCCAUUUUGUGAUUAUGGCUAUAUUUAUACAUUGAGAUAUCUCAAUUGUUCAAUGCCUCAUAUUUCUCCAUAUGCCCCUUCCACUGUUACAGAAAAUUAUACUUCAAUUAAUUAUUUAGCGAUUAUUGUGAUACUCUCUCAGUUUUCAUCUGAACUAAUUACUCUGCCACUGAAUUAGUUGACUUAUUAUAGCACACCCCUCUUGGUUGCUCGCCAUUAAAUACCUCCCCAUGUCACUCGCCCCUGAGAUCCUGAAAAUUUUAAAUGUUAAAAUAAUAUUUUACAAAUCCCCCUCAAAUAUUUGGGACCGUCAGGGGGUAGGUGGCAUUGGAAGGGGGGUGCUCAAGGUCGAUCUAAAACGGGGUGUAAGCUAUAUUGUAGACAUUGAUUUUAUCAUAGUGGCUCAUUCUAGAUUUCUUUAGCCUCUCGAUUUUGCUUCUGAAUGCUGCAGGAGACUUAUUUUUUGCUUCAAAAUAGGAAAAAUCUUAUGGUCUUUCCAGAUCAAGAAAAAAUAUGAUCUAUAAAUGAAGCUCGACUGACCAUGAGCUUUAUUAAUCACUUUUUCUCCUAGCUGAGGUUUUUGCUCAGCUUAAAGAAACUUUUCCUCAAGUCAACCUCUACCAUCGAGUCAACGGAGCUUGGGCUUCUGGGACAGAGAGGCUGGCGAGAUUGACCGGCAUCAAGGAAUGUGUGACGAAGACUGGGCGUAUUUCUUUAUGAUUCAAAAAUCAGCAGAGAGAUGAUCGUCUGAGACAAGAUAUCUUCCUUUAAGGCCAAAGGUCUUACCACAGUACUGAUAUACGCUCCUGUUUGCUAUCUGGCAUAACUGUUCUAAAUUUCACAAUUAAGUCCCAUUUAUUAUAAUUAAAAAAUUAUACAGCAUUUCCUGAAUUUAUGACAGUCAUAAAAGAUGUAACAUUCAAUACCCAAGUCAUUUUAAACCUCGCAGUGAUUUUUGGUUGAAAAAAUUUUGUAGUAAUUUAUGACGAUGCAGGUAUAGUGAUGUAUAAUUAUUUUGUUGCGCAACUAAAAAAAUUCAAUAUGAGGAUUGUAAAUCCUCCAGAAUUGCAAAAAAUUGAUAUUUUAACUUAUUAGGAUACGAACAUCAUUUUGCAGGAACUGUAAUGAUAUAAGGAAAAUAUAGAACUCGGCUUAUAAAUUAAAAAAUUACAAUGAUAUAAAAACGAAUACGUACUAUACUAGAAAUGAUUAUCCGAAAUGAAAAUAUUGGUUCGAGGGGAUAAUAAAGCUAAGAGCCAGACUUAUGGUAGGGUUUUUGACACCUCCUUAUUGAAUGUAUGUGACUGAAAGCUUUUAUGAUGCUGGGAUGAGGAGAAGCGAUUGAAUCUUUUUAGCUAACGCGAGACUUGCUUAUUCACUUUCAUGGGAAACUGAUGAAGUUCAGCGUAGAAAGCUUAUUAAUUUAUUGUAUGGAGGAAUUGUUAUUGCCCAGGCUGAAUGGAUUGGAGAUUAUGGACAAAUGCUGAGGGAUGGCUUUAUAAAAGCUUAUAUCAACGACACAGAUUUUCGCUGUUUAGCAUUUGAUUCUGCAAUGCUGCUUCUGCAUGGGAUAGAAUUUACUAUACAAAAAGGUCAAAAUGUUAAGGAACAAAACCAUUAGAAAAAUCCCUAUUUUGUGACCAAAAACCCACCCUCCAUGAGCGAAAAAAAUAUUUUAAUAGAAGAAAUUUUUAUGGAAAAAAAAUUGAUAUAUAUGUGAUAAUUAGUAUAAUGAAAUCUCUAGCUAAUUUUGUUUAAUUUUAAACAAAUUGCGUUUUAAAACAUAUUUUACAAAUUAAACUAAUAUUUGCUUUCCAAUUUUUGCGAAGUGAGUUUUUUUUUCAAAAAAAAAUUAACCCCCUCUGUGAGCGAACAAAAUUUUUUUGUUCGCUCAUGGAGGGGGAGUAAGGAUUUAUGGAGUAAUAAACGCAAAUUUAAGAAAACAGAAAUUUGCAGGGUGCUCUGGGACAAUAUCAAUUGAGCCAGGAGGUAAUCAGAGGAGUCUGCCCACAAUUGGAAUUCAUAACCUAAAAUGGGAUGAGAGCUCUGGUAAAAUAUAUGAGGAUCUUGUCGGAGAGUACGAUCUCAGCAGUGCUCAGUUAAUCACUUUUUAUAAGGCUAUUGUAUGAUAUGAUAACACCACAAAUGUGCCGACUGAUAUUAUAGAGUAUGAAAAUGGCUGCCCAUUUCCAGCUAAAAUUAUUUCUCGGUCUGGUAAAGGCUCUGGAGUUUUAUAUGGAGUUUCUUCUGCAUUGAUAAUUAUUUCGAUAAUCGAGGCAUUUAUUAUGUGGGAAAAGUUAUGAAGCUACCUAUGCAUUAAUAAAUUAACGAUACAAUCUUUGGUGCAGUUUGAAGAUUAUAUUUUGAUGGCAAUAGUAGCAAUAGAUUUUUUUCAAUUUCUAUCUCAAGGGCCAGAUAUAAGUGGGCGGAAUAAAUGGCUGUCCUUAUUGUGCACUUAUUCACUGAUUAAUUUUGAUUAUACAGUUACGGGAGAUGCUUAUUGGGUUUACUUGUAUACAGCUAUGGGGAUUUCCUGCUACUUGAUUUUUACAUUCAUUUUAUUAUUUUAUAGGAUUAAAAAUUGUCUAACUCCCCCCUCCGUGAGUGAACAAAACCAUUAGAAAAAUCCCUAUUUUUGGCCAAAAACCCACCCUCCGUGAGCGAACAAAAAUAUUUUUAAUAGAAAAAAUUUUUAUGGAAAAAAAUUUUGAUAUAUAAGUGAUAAUUAGUAUAAUGAAAUCUUUAGCUAAUUCUGUUUUAAUUUUAUAAAUUAAAUUAAUAUUUGUUUUCCAAUUUUGCGAAGUGGAAUUUUUUUAAAUUUCGAAGAAAAAAAAUUCUAUACAAUUUAUAUAUAAAUUUUUUUUAAAAAAUUAACUCCCCUCGCGAGCGAACAAAAUUUUUUUGUUCAUUCACAGGGGGUGAGUAAGAAUUAUGCUGCAGCAUAUUAAAAGCCUUUCUUUGCUAUUUUUACCUUUGAUUGGAAAUAUAGCAUUUUUACCUAUGGUUUCAGUUCUUUUAAGCAUCUUUCAAUGUGACCAAGGAAUUAGUUCAGAUCUUACUGAUUCAUUUAUAAGACAAGACUGCAAUACUUAUUGUUGAGAUAAUAAAUAUAUAUUAUGAGGAAUCUUCUCCAUAGCUUCACUAGUGACUUAUAUCCCUCUUUCUUUAUAUUUCAGACAUUAUUUUGAAAACAUUAAUGAAAAUACUAAUAUCAAAACUAAGCCACUUUUUAUUAUAGAGAAAACAAUUUUUCAGAUUAUUAUUGUAGUCCUGAAUAAAACAUUAAAAAUUUACGAUGAAUCUUUACAUGGGCUGUGCUGUAUAAUUCUAUUUAUCAUUUUAAUUGCCCUAUGCCAUAUACAAAGACCUUAUAACUAUCAUAGAAUGAACUUGUGGCUGAUUAUAUCAUAUCUGGCUAUUUUAUGAAGCUUUAUAUUGUCAACUGUUUAUUGAAUCAUAAAAUUUGACUCAAUAAUACUCUGGUUAACUCUUCAAUACUCAGGAUUCUUCAUAUUUAUAGCUGCAGGCAUUGCGAUUCAAUGCAAAUGAUGCCCAAGCUUGCUCUAUACAGAAAAACCAGUAGACAUUGCAGUCUUUUUCAAAUUUUCAUUGGGAAACAAGAUAGCUGCUACAGAGAUUAAUAAAAUGAAAAAAACGCUGAUGGAGAUUCAAAACUCAUCAAAAAUGAGAACUUCAAUUAUUGAUUCCCAAUCAAUUGUUUAUACGUCCAAAGCAGUUAUGAUAUCUGAAUAA
This is a messenger RNA of Blepharisma stoltei, 5811 nucleotides long. The record is from the annotation of a GenBank genome assembly. NCBI's taxonomy places the organism in Eukaryota, Ciliophora, Heterotrichea, Heterotrichida, Blepharismidae.